UAAAAUAAAAAAGAAAAAACAGUAGCAGAGAGGUAGAGAAGAGAGUAGAGCUCUGUUCUGUUUCUCUCUGUUACUUCUCGUGAUUUCUCUCUCUUCUUUCUCUCUCUUCAUUCACUACCCCCAAAACCCAACUCCUCUUUCUUUCUUCACUGCUCUUCUCGUGUCCUCUUCUCCCCAACACACAAAAAAGUGGGGCUUUAUUAAAUACAUACACACUACAACUCUCUCUCUCUCUCUCUCUCCUCUUCCUCUGUUUCCCUUUUCAAAAACCCUAAUCUAAAUUUUCUUCCUUUGCCUUCUCUUUUGGUGAAAGGGAAUUUCUUUUCCUGCAUCGCUUCUGUGUAUUGGAUGUGUUGAUUGUUUAUUGGAUGGAUCAAAUCUUUUAGCAAAUGAAUACAAGAAUAAUUGAGCUACCAGUCAGGCUGCAAUUGGAACAGGAUUUGGAUGCUUCAUUUUGAAAUUAGUGAAGGGAUCUUGAGUGGCGAUUUGAAUCUUUGUGUUGGCAUGAUUGAAGCUAAAGUGAGAGGUUAUGUAGUUUGGAUUCUUGUUUUGGUAGUUAUCUAUGUAUCUCCCCAACAUUUGUUUAGAAAUCGGUUAGGACAACAUUUUUCAGUUGGGUGUCUAGAUUUUGAGGUGUUUUGGUGAAUCUAGACUAGUCGAAAUGAGUACAUUACCUAGUACUAGUGAAAUUGUUGAAUCAACUGAAGAAGGAGAUGCUGAAUUUAAAAUGGAUGAGAGAUUUGGGAAAAAAUAUUCGAUUGAGGAUGAUAUCAAUCGUCUCUUUCAGGCCAUUGACAUUAGAAGUUCAGCUAGAAAUUCGGGUAAGGACCUUUUAAGAAAAAGUGCUAUGAAAAGACCAAUGAGAGCUGGUAUGUCACCAGCAUCAGGAAUUGGAAUUUCAGAACCUGUAAGUUUGAAGCAAGCUUUGCGAGGAUUAUGCAUCUCUCAAGCAUCAGAGAUGGCUGCCACGAAGCGAUUAUCAAAGCCUGCUGGUUCAUCAGGUGUCUCGGAAGCUGGAAACAUUAAAAGGUUAUACAGGGCAGUGGUGGUUGAAGCUAAUGGAUCUGGAGUUUCAAUAAAUGAAGGCAAAGGGAAUUUCGUUGAAAUAUCCUUGGUUCCAGACACGACGAAAUUUUCUGAGAAGAUGCCUGAGACCAUACCAUCUCCUGGGCAAGAGCUAUCAAAUCCAUCUGCUGAAGCUUCUACUUCUUUGGCUGUGUCUAUGGUGCCAGAUGCAGGGAUGACCGAAUUACCACAACAGACCGAGAUUGUUCCUUUGCCAACUGAAGUUAAGAGCGAGAGAAAUGCAGAGGCUAGAAAACACGAAUCUGAUGAUUCUUUGUCAGUCCUUCACACUAUUAAGGAAUCUGCACACGUGGAGGAAGUUUCUUCUGCCUCCGUUGAGGUUUCAAAUAAUUCUUCGAGUUUACAAAAGAGCCAGAAAGAUAAGCUGCACUCUGCUGCUGCUCUGUCUAGCUCCAGCACCUGUAGUAAAAUAAGCAAAUCAUUUACGAGUAGUCCUCGGUUUAUCUUCAGGAGCAAGAACUCUGGCAAGAAUAAAGUAAAGCAGGAUUUGAGUGUUUCUUGUAGUUCUGGUUCACACGAAAGGAACAUGGACACUGAUUUAAAUUCUAACGCUAGUAAUUUGGAGAACCAAACACAGGUCUGUACUCCAAAGCAUGAAAAGGAAGAAAAUGGGAAAGCUUCUCCAUUGUCCAGCAGUGUAAAUGCUAGCAGCAUUGAAGUAAGUUCAAGCGUCGGGGAUGUGAGUUCAAGUAACAGAACUAGAUUUCUUGUGAGAAAGGGCGAUGAGAGAUCGAUAUCAAGAGAAAAAGGGGAGUUUUCCCAAAGCUCAAAGAGUAGCAUUGGCGACUAUAGCAGCUGCACAAGCACUAGUGAGGAAAGCAGUGUAAGUGGAUCAAGCCGCAGUGGCAAGAGACCUCACAUGUCAAAAGAUGUAAGAUGGGAAGCCAUACAUCAAAUUCAGAAACAAUAUGGGAACUUGGGUUUGAGGCACUUUAAGCUGCUCAGGAGGCUUGGUUGUGGGGACAUUGGGACUGUUUAUCUUGCUGAGUUAAUCGGGACUAAUUGCCUGUUUGCUUUGAAAGUGAUGGACAAUGAGUUUUUGGCUACUAGGAAAAAGAUGUUAAGGGCCCAAACGGAAAGAGAGAUACUACAGAUGCUGGAUCAUCCUUUUCUCCCGACGCUGUAUGCCCAUUUUGUUUCAGACAAGCUCUCAUGCUUGGUUAUGGAGUAUUGUCCUGGUGGGGAUCUUCAUGUAUUGCGGCAAAAGCAAACCACCCGGAGCUUCUCUGAACAAGCUGCUAGGUUUUAUGUUGCUGAGGUUCUUCUUGCCCUGGAGUAUUUACACAUGCUCGGAGUUGUUUACCGAGACUUAAAACCUGAAAACAUUCUGGUCCGAGAAGAUGGGCACAUCAUGCUUUCAGAUUUUGAUUUGUCACUUAGAUGUGUUGUCAAUCCAAUGCUCCUUAAAACGACAUCUCCAGCAGUGGAGCAUGCGAAAAAGACUUCAAGUCCUUGCACCGAAUCCAGCUGCAUUGACCCUUUCUGCCUCCAGCCAUCCUGGCAGGUCUCCUGCUUCACUCCUAGGCUCUUAUCAGCUGCAGCAAAAUCCCGCAAGAUGAAAUCCGAGCUUGCUGCCCAAGUGAGCCCGCUGCCACAGCUCGUUGUGGAACCAACUAGCGCCCGGUCAAAUUCCUUUGUCGGGACUCAUGAAUACCUGGCUCCGGAGAUCAUUAAAGGCGAGGGUCAUGGUAGUUCCGUUGAUUGGUGGACGUUUGGAAUCUUUCUGUUUGAGCUUUUGUACGGUAGGACCCCGUUCAAGGGUUCAGGAAACGAGGAUACAUUGGCGAAUGUCGUGUCCAAGAGUCUCAAGUUUCCAAGUAGUCCUAUGGUUACAUUCCACGCAAGGGAUCUGAUUAAAUGCCUGUUGAUAAAAGAUCCCGAGAACCGUUUAGGAUCGGUGAAGGGGGCUGCAGAGAUCAAGCAGCACCGAUUCUUCGAAGGCCUGAAUUGGGCGUUGAUACGGUGUGCGAUUCCGCCCGAACUGCCAAAGUUUUUUGAUGUUGUUGGAAGUGGUAGUAGUGUUACUACUACAACAACAACACAGAAACAUGAUGAGGGCACAAAAUGUAAGGAGUUUGAAGAAGGUGGUACAUCUGAGAAUACUGAGUUUGAGGUGUUUUAGUUGAAUCCUCUCUUUUCUCUUUUCUUACUUGAAGAAAAGAUAGGCUCUUUUCCAAGCUUUUUUGUUUUUUUUUUUUCCUUUUGUUUUUUUAACUGAAAAAUAUAGCUUAUAUAGUAAUUAGUGUAAAUGUAACUUAAAUAUCAAUAUAUGAUGAUGAUAAUAUAUAUGAUUAGUGAAGUUGAGAAUGGAGAUUCCAUGUUUAUUGUCAA
Molecule: messenger RNA, 3417 nt
Organism: Cannabis sativa
Lineage: Eukaryota; Viridiplantae; Streptophyta; Magnoliopsida; Rosales; Cannabaceae
Product: serine/threonine-protein kinase D6PKL1
Exons: 4
Coding region: 662-3208 (848 amino acids)
Biological process (GO): protein phosphorylation
Cellular component (GO): cytoplasm; nucleus; plasma membrane
Molecular function (GO): ATP binding; protein serine/threonine kinase activity
Source: RefSeq, a predicted model, not a curated record